Bipolaris oryzae ATCC 44560 is the source of this 360-nucleotide messenger RNA. RefSeq lists its product as uncharacterized. The transcript is spliced from 2 exons. The record is from RefSeq and is a predicted model, not a curated record. Lineage: Eukaryota; Fungi; Ascomycota; Dothideomycetes; Pleosporales; Pleosporaceae. Bases 1 to 360 code for a protein of 119 amino acids.
AUGUGUAUCAUGAGGACUUAUGAAACGCGUGGCCGCACUGUCAUCGAGCCACCUCCACGACGCGGAAACUUCACUUCACACCCGCCAGCCGGUGUCAUGCGCUUGCCACGUGAAUGGCGCCGUACAGAGAGUAUCAGUGACGAUGGUCGCUACGUUGAGUACAGGAGAUCACGGUCACGACCUCGAGUCAUCGAGUACUAUGAGGAGCCACGUCGCAGCACCACUCGCGCAAGGAGCGUGUCGAGGCGCCGCGUGACAGAUGUUGAGCGCAGGACGCCCAGAACAAGCUAUAUAGACCCACGCGACAGCUACGUCGACGAACGCAUUACCAGGAGAAGUGUCAGCCGGGUCAGGCACUAA